UGCCUGAUCGCGGUCAAUGGGAGACCCAGUGGAGAGCUGGAUGACCUGCAGACCAGGGGUAGGGCAAAUGAAGCGGGUCACAAAAGGGGAAAAAGAAAAGGAAAAGAUAGAAACAAAGGGGCAAAGGCAAGGAAUGGUGAAGAUAUGGUCAAAAGAUGGCGAGAGAUGGAAAGCAUGGUAAAGGAUCACCGAGUAGACACGGUCAAAUAUUUGCGCUACCGUCUCUGUUGA
Messenger RNA from Aspergillus welwitschiae, 231 nucleotides. RefSeq lists its product as uncharacterized. The annotation marks the transcript as partial. Lineage: Eukaryota; Fungi; Ascomycota; Eurotiomycetes; Eurotiales; Aspergillaceae. The transcript has 2 exons. The record is from RefSeq and is a predicted model, not a curated record.